UUAUUUUCCAAUUGCGUAGUUUCAGCAAUUUGUCGAUUUUUAUGAAGCUGUGUUUGUAAAGACAGUUUUAAAAUGGAUUACUCAUAAACAACUUAUGUAGCUUAUGACGUAGAAGUCCGCAAGGUGAAUACUGACCGAUACAGACCAAAAUGGAUAUUCAUGCAAAACAUUCGAAGAAACGGAAAAGACAUUAUGAAGGCCAACGGGAGAUUACAUCGAUUGUCUCAUCAAAUGUCAGCCGUAUUUGCGAUGACGGCGGGAAUACCGUGUUGAAUAUACGUUAUAAUUCAGACAAAGUGAAUAAGAGAGAUAACGAUCGUGCCUGCAGCCAAGAAAUUUUAGCUGACAAAAGAAGGGAAAUCAAAAGAGCCAAAGAUAGCAGUAAACAUGAGCAAGACAUUGCAGAUGAAAUUCCAGCAGGUAGACAAGAAGACAAUAUUAUCAUAGUAGAACAGGAGGACGGAAUUUUGCAAAGCCAAACAGAUGUAGGUGUAAUAAACAUACCCGAAGUUUCUGGACUGCGAGAGAUCGUUUCCAAAUCCAUCCCAGAGAUCAAAUCGAUUGAUACAUCAAAUGUCGACCGUAUUUGCGAUGGCAGGAAUACAGUGUUGAAGAAAGUUAAUAAUUCAGACGAGGUGAAUGAAAGAGAAAUCGAUCGUGCCUGCAGCCAAGCUGCCAUAACAAGGGAAAUCGAGAGUGCCAAAGAUAGGAGUAAACUUGAGCAAGACUUUGCAGAUGAAUUACUAGCAGGUAGAAAACAGGACAGUCUUAAAAUAGCAGAAAUUGAGGACAGAAUUUUGCAAAGCAGAAAAGGCACGUUACCCGACAGUACAAGUCACAACUUUGGAGCAAUUUACAAAGAAAUGCCAGAGCCACGACGCCGCUUUACUGUGCAACUCGUACGACUAUAUGCCUGGUUUAAGGAGGAAAUGAGCAAAUCGAUGGCCAAAAGUGUUGCACAUAAAUGUUUACCUCGGCGUUUUGUGGAACAUUUGAAGUACACAUGUACUACACGAGCUCAGUAUGUUGGAAAAUGUUUGAAAAUGAUUCUUCGCUGUGACAAUGAACACAUAGAAGAGAAGUUUUUAUCUGCAUUGCGAAUGGAGGGAAACGAAGGAUUUAAUUUUGCGGAAAUGGUGGCAAAUUUAAGAGUUACGAAAGACGACAUUAAAGCGUUUGAACAAGUGCAAAGAGAGAGAAGCGAGUACCAAAUAAGUACGUACAUGCUACCACACGUAUGCAUUCAUAGUUUAGAAGUAGACAUUAUAAAUGACCAUUUGUUUUCGAGAAUCUUCUUCAGCUACAAAGAACACUCUGACAUAGACGAACACAAUUCCAAUGGGAAAUGUUCAUUGUUUUUUGAAACUUUGCGAAAAUGCCAUCCACAUGCUUUGGAUGAAUUCAAAGUCAUUUGUGCUGAAAAUCGCAUUACCACUGCUGAAAACACCCAGCAAGUCGAAGAAGUUGAAACUGUCACGGAUGUUAUCAUUAACGAACAUCCAUGUUUACCGUCACUAGAAUCGAUCGGAAGUGAAACUGUCCAUAUGCACGAGGGAUCUCUUUUUUUGACAUUGAAACUUAAAGAUGAGCAGGCUCGUAUUAAUCUUAGAGAAAAGUGUGAAGAUGGUAGCAUAGGCGAUGUCUUAUUUGACCUCCUGCAGAGUGAAAGGGUAUCGGACAAGCUGCAUUGUGACACUUAUGAUCUGAACAUAACGCUUCGUGCGAUAAAUGAAGAUGCGAACUAUGUAGAAAUGCAGAUUGAAGGGGACCCUUUUGAAAAGAAAGAACAAAUGUGCAAACAAAUUUGUGGAAACAAAUGCCAUCCGCUUCACAUUUGCGAAGAACUUGAGAUAACUGAGUCCUUGCUUGAUAGUUUACAAAGACAAGGACUGCUACUUGAAAAUAUUUCCCACAUACUCUUGGCAAAAAAGAACAGGAGGGACAGAAUUCACGAGCUACUUUGCAAUUACAACACGCUUGAAGAUGAAGGAUUUAAAAUUCUAUGUGAACACAUACGAAUUGUACGGCAACUACUGGGGGAAAAGGUAUAUCCACUGACGCUGUUUAAAGGGACAUUUAUUUUAACAAAGAAAGAUCGAGAAAUGACAGUCUCCGGUGACGUGAUUGUAACAUAUCCAGCCAUGGGAAGUUUCGAAAUAGUUUACAAAAGCUGUGCCUGGUUGUUUCCAUCAUUUGCAGGCAGAUCAGAAGCAGGUCAUGCUGUACAAACAACCCUCAAACCUGUGGUGCAUGUAGAUUUUUUUGAAGAUGACAAAGCAUGUGCAAAUAUGCUUUUCAAAUGGAUUGUGAAAUCCUCAAGGCGAUGCUCCAUGUCUGAAGUAACAUUUAUGCGAAAACAGCUUUCGCAUCAAACUCAGAAAAUUUUGCUGUUUUGUGGCCAACAUAUGAACCAAUAUGUUGGGAAUUUUAUGAUCGAAUUGUGUCUACGCUUUAUGUGGACAGAAGAUACAAUACGCCCAUUGAAAAUUGCUGUUUGUCAUGAAAAUGAAUCAACUUGUGACGCGAUAAAGUCUUUAAUGGACCGAGGUACUUCAAAACCAUACACAAUUCAUUGCAUCAACCCAAUCGACAAAAGUUGUCUCCAAUUGCUGGAGCUGGAUAAAAUUGAGACGACGGACUUAAUUCCUGCUGUUGGAGAAGGUUUGCCAGCGGGGAUACAUGACAGGCCUAUAGCAACGAAGGGAUAUAUGAAAACGGCCGAGUGGCGGAGAUUGCACAAAACCCUGCGGAACACGAACCGGAUACGAGAGGAUCAAGAAAAGUUGCAGACCCGUAACUCUUUAGCCAGACAGAUUGAGAUUUUACGGGAUAAAAACAAGCUGAUUGGAUAGUCAACCGCCCAUUUAUUUGAAGAUAGUCAGGUAAAUUUACCCACAACUACUCAGAACGUGACCUGGUAUCGAAGUUUGGGCAUCAAGACUGACAAGAUAACUGACAUGAUAAAGGACCGCGAGCGGAUUGUAGAAUCAACCGCCCACAAAACUGUGGAUAGUCAGGAAGCGAAUUGACUGACAUAGCUAACAAUAUGUUCGUGACCGGCAAUCUAGAUCGGGUUACUAUAUAGUUUUUAAGAUCUGACGUUUGUAGCAUCAACAAUAUUGUGUGUUCAAAUCAUGAAUCCUAACGUUGUCACAAUGCAUUCAUUCCCUAUAAACUUAUAAAAUCAUAAGGCUGACACAGGUUGCCUUAAGUCUAAUAUGCUGGGUAAGAGGUGGGUUUGUUCAGUUUGUCUCCAUGUAAUAGUUUUGCGCGAUUUGUACGAUACUAAAAACAUUUAUGAAUAGACGCAUACCACAAACGUUUGCAGUUAUUCUAUAUGAUUAGUAAAAAUAAUAGUUCAUGUACUCGUAUGUCCCAACGCAUUGCUAAUUGAUUUUUGUUUUAUGUUCCAUUGCAACAUUUUCUUGUCAACUCUACUAUCAAACAAACGUUAUAUUUCGUCUUUGAUCAUUUGCCAGAUUUGUUGGUUGAUUCAUUAAGCCAUGUUUCUAUUUUCCUUUCUCAUGCUUUAUAUACUAUCUUGUUUACUUAGCCUUGAAUAAUCUAGUUUUGUUUAUAUCGUGUACUAUUCUAAUUGUAACAAUGUUUAAUCUUUCUCGCGAGUUGAAGUUCAGAUAAAAGACUUAAUUUGGUAUGACUGUAAAAUAAUUUCAUGGAGUAGAUUUGUUUUUGCCGCCUUGAUUGUCUUUAUAUUAACGUAUGUGUUUAAUGUUUGAUCUAACUAUCAUAGGUUCACCUUUUCGUACUGUUCCUUAUGUUUUUAUGAUAUUGUUAAUAUUAGUUUGUAUUAUAACGUUUUCAAACGAUCUAUGAGUUCCUAACCAAAGGUUCAUAAGAAUAAGUAGUCCGCAGAACUGGUCACGUGAUCAACUGACAGUAGAUGAACGCAUGUGGUCAGCUAUGAUCUAACUAUCGUAGGUUCACUUUUUUGUACAGUUCCUUAUGUUGUUUAUGAUAUUGUUAAUAUUAGUUUGUAUUAUAAAGUUUCGAACGAUUUAUGAGUUCCUAACCAAAGGUUCAUAAGAAUAAGUAGUCCGCAGAACUGGUCACGUGAUCAACUGACAGUAUAUAAAGGCAUGUGGUCAGCUAUGAUCUAACUAUCAUAUGUUCACUUUUUUGUACCGUUCCUUAUGUUGUUUAUGGUAUUGUUAAUAUUAGUUUGUAUUAUAAAGUUUUCGAACGAUUUAUGAGUUCCUAACCAAAGGUUCAUAAGAAUAAGUAGUCCGCAGAACUGGUCACGUGAUUAACAUCGGUUCGAUGUAUUUGCAAGGGACAGAAUUGGAUGUUUAACUUAUCUAUGUAACGCAUAUCAGGUUAUUUGAUAUCCUUUGAAAAAAUAAUGCAUUUUUAAACUAGACCAGCAAACAAGCCCAAUUUCGUCGUUUUUAUGUAUGCCUUUAUUUAAAAUUAGUAAAAAUUAACUGGAAGUGUCAAUAAAUGAAGAAUCAAAUCUAAAAUUAAAAUAUGGCCGAAUUGGCUAGAAAUAUUGUAAAAUAGGUUAUUUUAAGUCGAAUUGCAGUUGAAGGAAAGAACCUAAACGCAACGUGCAAGUAUUGCUUUAGUGUAUAAUCGAACAUUCAUUUUCUGAUUCGUAAGUAGGAAACAAUACCCUUUCUAAUGACACCAUAUCUAAACACUUGGUCACCAGGCAACACUAUUUAAAGUGACACUUUUAUUAAAAAUCAAUACGUACUGGUAAUGGACCACUUUUCGCCCGUACAAGUUAAUCACCCACCAUGUUAAAUUGUUGUUCCCCAUUUCCAGUAUGAUGUUUCUCAUACAAAUGAUAUUUUGUGUUAAAAUGAAGCUUCAAAAUAGGAAAGCUAUUCUUUUUCCAGAAAAUUAGCUACUUAUCAGCAAUAUUAAAAUUAUAUAUUUGUUUCAUCGGCGGAUUAAACACUUUCACCACUUAAAAAAUAGAAAAUAUUUCACCCAAAAAUACUCGCUUAAACAGGGCAUGUUUUUAUAGAUGUAUUUAAAAAUAGAAAGAAAUAACCAAUUGUGUUGCCAAUCAGGAUUUUUUUUAAUGAUUACAUUUUUCUAAGUGGGCGAACUAUUGGUACUAUACACAGUCAUUUCAGUGGAGUUUUCAUAGUUUCAAGAUUGCUAUCGUGUUUCAAUAGCUGAAAUCGCAAAAUAUUAAAUGAUUGGUGAGUGUUUAAAGAAUUACUGUGAUCGUUUAUUGUCUCAUAAGGUAGAAAUAUCGUGUUACCUGCGCCAUUCUGUCAAUUUUGAACUUGGAAUCCUUCAUAACAACCAUUGUUUUCGACAUUUAUUCAUCUUUUUUGGUAUAAUGAAACAAUUGUGUUAAUUGUGGUUUAUGUUUUUUGGGAGUAAGAGUGCAUCUUAAACUUAAUGGUAAUUGCUCAAGGUUGUUCGUACAUCGGAUACAUUAUGAUAUCAUUAUAAAUAUUAUCAUAAUUAUUUGUUUAAGGUAUAAGUACGUAUGUCGAAAAUAUCACUAUGCACUGAUUUGUUCGAAUUUUUGUUUUGAAAUUGCUUUUCUCGGGGUUUAUAUUUAAUGCUCUGAAUUAACAAAAAAAAAAUGAAAAGCGGAAACUGAUCCACAACUUGCAUUUCUGUAAGAAAAAUCGGGCAAAAAAACGGAAAUAGAACAAUGUUAUAUGUAUUUUGGUAUGCAUGUUUCUAUAUAGUAUUUGUAUUAAUAAAUUUGCUUGAUCUUGUUA
Molecule: messenger RNA, 5708 nt
Organism: Mya arenaria
Lineage: Eukaryota; Metazoa; Mollusca; Bivalvia; Myida; Myidae
Exons: 21
Coding region: 150-2852 (900 amino acids)
Source: RefSeq, a predicted model, not a curated record